Argentina anserina (silverweed cinquefoil) is the source of this 390-nucleotide messenger RNA. Its product is annotated as bidirectional sugar transporter SWEET15-like. Gene Ontology annotation, molecular function: sugar transmembrane transporter activity. Bases 1 to 390 code for a protein of 129 amino acids. Gene Ontology annotation, biological process: carbohydrate transport. Lineage: Eukaryota; Viridiplantae; Streptophyta; Magnoliopsida; Rosales; Rosaceae. The transcript has 2 exons. The record is from RefSeq and is a predicted model, not a curated record. Gene Ontology annotation, cellular component: membrane.
AUGCCCUUCACCUUAUCAGGAAAAAUUACUCUGAGUGGCGUGUUGUGGUUUGCUUAUGGACUGCUCCUCAAAGACUGCAUAACACUUCCAAACGGGUUAGGGUUUGUCUUGGGUCUCCUUCAGAUGCUGUUCUACGCCAUAUACAGAAAGCGCAGCCAGGUCGUCAUAGUGAACCAGGAGAAUAAGUUCCCGGCAACAGAAAACGUGACAAUUCUUUUGACUUUGAGAACUAUAGAAACAUCUGAAGUUCAUUAUUCAGUGGAUGCUAAGCUGUGCGACAGCAAUGACAUCGACGUCAAAGUUGGGAAUCCGAAAAAAUAUGGAAGUCAGGACGGUGAUGGCGAUGACGAUAAGAAGUUUGGUGGUGGUGGAUGUGGGUGCUUCGGGUGA